AUGAACUGCUGCGAAACUCAGUUCAUUGUGCUUAAUCCUAAAUCAUCAUCAAUUCCUAACAAAAGCUGCUUAUCUGCUGUAAACUUACAUGAAAUUCAAUACAAAAAAAUCAUAUUGGAUAGCAGUAAAAUCUAGUUUAAAACCUUUUACAUGAGACCGUCAUAUCUCAUAGUGGUGCUCGCCCACGGAUUGCAAUGUUUGAUUGCUGCGAUCAAUUAAUGA
Messenger RNA from Tetrahymena thermophila SB210, 222 nucleotides. RefSeq names its product transmembrane protein, putative. Lineage: Eukaryota; Ciliophora; Oligohymenophorea; Hymenostomatida; Tetrahymenidae. The transcript has a single exon. The record is from RefSeq and is a predicted model, not a curated record.